CACAAAUCGAAUAAUUGAGUAUCGGGUAUAAAUAUGUCAAAGUCGUUCGUUGCUUUCAACAUAUCUGUAUCAGUUCUACCUAAAUAUCGAGACUGGAACAUUGUGAAUUAUUGAAACCAAGAUGUCCUCCGAUGAUACUUCCGCAGUAAGUGAGGCCGAUAGGCCUCCGUAUGCGCUUUUCUUUGGCGGCAUGGGAGCCGCAUCCGCCAUCAUCUUCUCAGCUCUGGGAGCCGCUUACGGCACAGCCAAGUCGGGCACGGGGAUCGCAGCCAUGGCCGUUAUGCGUCCGGAGCUGAUCAUGAAGUCUAUCAUUCCGGUGGUGAUGGCUGGCAUCAUCGCCAUCUACGGCCUGGUGGUCUCCGUGCUCAUUGCCGGCUCUUUGUCGCCCACAUACACCAUUCGCAAGGGCUACAUUCACUUGGCCGCCGGUCUCGCCGUCGGCUUCUCGGGACUGGCGGCGGGCUUUGCCAUCGGGAUUGUCGGAGAUGCCGGCGUUCGAGGUACUGCCCAGCAGCCGCGCCUGUUUGUUGGCAUGAUUCUGAUUCUGAUCUUUGCCGAAGUCCUGGGGCUGUAUGGUCUGAUUGUGGCCAUCUAUCUGUACACUAAGUGAAACAGGCUUCAUUCUUACACGAUGCGAUUCUCAUAGUUGACAGUAAAAUAAAAAAAUAUUAAACGGCAAA
Drosophila pseudoobscura is the source of this 680-nucleotide messenger RNA. RefSeq names its product V-type proton ATPase 16 kDa proteolipid subunit-like. The transcript is spliced from 2 exons. Bases 122 to 610 code for a protein of 162 amino acids. NCBI's taxonomy places the organism in Eukaryota, Metazoa, Arthropoda, Insecta, Diptera, Drosophilidae. Gene Ontology annotation, molecular function: proton-transporting ATPase activity, rotational mechanism. Gene Ontology annotation, cellular component: membrane; proton-transporting V-type ATPase, V0 domain. The record is from RefSeq and is a predicted model, not a curated record. Gene Ontology annotation, biological process: proton transmembrane transport.